Molecule: messenger RNA, 462 nt
Organism: Rangifer tarandus platyrhynchus (Svalbard reindeer)
Lineage: Eukaryota; Metazoa; Chordata; Mammalia; Artiodactyla; Cervidae
Source: the annotation of a GenBank genome assembly
AUGAACUCCUCAGAUGACCAGAAAAUGCAGUUCCAGUUCUUUGAAAAUGUAAUCAGAUGUGAAUUACAACCCAGUUCUGUGUCUGCAGACUUGGAGUGUCACUCACAGCCCAGCCUCGCUCUCGCGGGUCAGCGACCAAUGGGCAUAGGCCGGGCCCGGGAGCGCGACCAAUGGGAGUCGCCAUCUCUUCCCAUCCUGGAGAGGGAGGCUGAUUUUGACAAGGCGGCCAAAGACGUGAGGAAGCUGAAAACCAGGCCAGAUGAUGAGGAACUAAAAGAGAUCUAUGGACUCUACAAACAGUCUGUAACUGGAGACAUAGAUAUUGAGUGUCCAGCACUGUUAGAUCUAAAAGGAAAGGCUAAGUGGGAAGCCUGGAACCUUCAGAAAGGAUUAUCAAAGGAAGAUGCCAUGAAUGCCUAUAUUUCUAAAGCAAAAGAACUAAUAGAAAAAUACGGAAUCUAG